AUGGCCCUCUCUUGGAAAUCCUUCGACUUCUUCGAUGUCAGCCAGGUCAAGCUCUCCGACGACGACGAGACGCGCGCCUUCUUCGACAGCAACGAGAUCUCCAGCGUCUGCUCCGGCUCCGACAGCCUCUUCCUCGGCAGCUCGGACGGCCAUGUGCGCAUCGUGGGACCCAGCUGGCGGAUCGUCCGCAGCUUCCAGGCACACGAGAAUGUCCGCAUCUCGCACAUGCGCCAGGUCGAGGGGACGAGCUUGCUAGUCACAGUUGGAGAGGAUCUCAGCGGCGAGCCAGUGCUGAAGGUCUGGGCUUUGGACAAGCCGGUCAAGAAGACGGGCAUGCCGACCUGCCUGAGCAGCGUGACAAUCUACAAUGGGAGGAAACAGUUUCCUGUAUCGGCCUUUGCCGCGACAGAAGACUUGUCCCAGAUUGCCGUCGGCUUCGCAAACGGCGCGGUGACAGUCAUACGGGGAGACCUGGUCAAUGACCGCGGCACAAAGCAACGAAUUGUCUACGAGUCCGAGGAACCCAUCACUGGAGUCGAACUGCGGGUCGACGAAAGACUGACCACCCUCUUCAUCUCGACCGUUUCACGCAUACUGAAGUUGACAAUCUCCGGGAAGGGGCAGGGGCAGCCACCAAAAACAGUUGAGGACCAGGGUUGUGGCGUUGGAUGCAUGGCGGUGGAUAAGCGAGACGGGAGCGUCAUCGUCGCAAGAGAUGAUGCGAUCUAUUACUACACGGCCGAGGGGCGGGGGCCUCCCAAAGCAUACGAUUCGCCCAAGGAGCUAGUGACGGUAUACCAACAGUACGUUGCGAUUGUGUCGCCUCCGAAAUCAGCCCAAGACCCGAAUGCAUUACGCAGGCGCUUCGGUGGCAAUGCUGCGGACGCCAUCUUUAACGCAUCGACAUUCUCCCUGCUUGAGCCAGAUCUCAAGGUGAUUGCACACACCGAGACCCUCAUCACCAAGGUUCUCGCCGUUUUCGAGCUAUGGGGCGAUCUAUACACAUUGACGCAAGAUGGCAAGGUCUACAGAUACCACGAAAAGACGCUCCAACAGAGGCUGGAGUUGCUUUACCAGAGGAAUCUCUACCCCUUUGCGAUAUCCCUUGCACAGACUGCCGGCCUGGACACCCAACAGCAAAACGUCAUUUUCCGCAGGUACGGCGAUCACCUGUAUCAAAAAGGAGAAUAUGAUCAAGCCAUGGCCCAGUACAUUAAAGCGAUCGACAACACGGAACCGUCCCAAGUGAUCAGGAAGUUCUUGGACACACAGAGGAUACACAACCUCAUCGAAUAUUUGGAGCAGCUCCAUGAGCAUGGGAGAGCCACCUCGGACCACACGACACUUCUCUUGAACUGCUAUGCAAAAUUGAAAGAUAUCGAGAAGCUGGAGGCGUUCAUAAAGCAACCCGGAGAGCUCAAGUUUGACCUGGACACGGCGAUAACAAUGUGCAGGCAAGGAGGUUAUUUUGAGCAGGCUGCCUACCUCGCCAAGAAACAUGGUGAAAAUGACUUGGUAGUGGAUAUCCUGAUCGAGGAUCUGAAGGACUAUAAGGAGGCCCUUGCCUUCAUAUGGCAUCUUGAUCCUCAGACGGCCUACCCAUGCCUGAUGAAAUAUGCCCGGGUACUCAUUGAGAAUUGUCCAAAAAGCUCGACGCAGCUAUUUAUCGACUAUUAUACCGGGAACUAUCGUCCCAGGGUGCGCCAUGCUGACACCAUUGAGACCCCUGCAUCAGGUGGCGGUUUCGCAGCGGGCGCAGUGAGCGCCGUCCAGAACCUUUCUAACCUUCUUCCUCUGCCGUAUAUGAACUCGUCUGCGGUGGCCUCACCGCCGACCCAAGGGAACAUAGAGCAAACUGUCAGCGAUGGCGCCGUUCUGCUCGAUGCCGACGAUGUCCCACCUCCGAAAUACACACCACCGCAACCACGGACCGCCUUUUCGUCGUUCAUAGAUCACCCCGACGAAUUCAUCGUCUUCCUCGAAGCAUGCCUUGGAGACGAGAGCAUAGCAGAUGAGAACAAGGCCGAUCUUUACACGACUCUGUUUGAGAUGUACCUACACAAAUCCACGGAGGUGAAGAGCGAGCACGACCGAGAGCAGUGGGAGCAAAAAGCCAAGAAACUUAUCGAAGGCCGCGGCGUGCCCAUAGAAAACUCCAAUGUGCUACUAUUGUCGCAUCUAUCAGAAUUCCAGGACGGGACGACGCUUGUCAAGGAGCAGGCCGGCCUCCUAUCGGACAUUUUCCGCUCCUACACUUCGGCCAAAGACACGCGCGGCGCCAUGAAAGCCCUGCGCAAGUACGGCCCACAGGAGCCUUCCCUCUACCCCGCGGCCCUGGCCUACCUGACCUCCGACUCCCGCGUCCUCGAUGAAGCAGGCCUGGACGAGCUUGCCAACGUCCUGCAGACGAUCGACAAGGACGGCCUGAUGGCGCCGCUGCAGGUGGUGCAGAUGCUGUCCAAGAACGCGGUGGCGACGAUGGGCAUGAUCAAGCCGUACCUGCACGAGACGAUCGAGCGGGAGCGCAAGGACAUCGCGUCGAACCGGCGGCGGGUGGCGGGGUUCCGGACCGAGACGGAGCAGCGGCGGGCCGAGAUCGCGGACCUGGGCGCCAAGCCGGCCGUGUUCCAGGCCACGCGGUGCCCCGUGUGCACGCAGGUGCUGGACCUGCCGGCGGUGCACUUCCUGUGCAAGCACAGCUUCCACCAGCGCUGCCUGCGCGGGGGCGACGGCGUCGAGGGCGAGUGCCCGCUGUGCGCGCAGAACAACGCCACCAUCCGCGCCAUCAAGCGCGGCCAGGAGGAGAACGCCGACCGCCACGAGCUGUUCAAGGACGAGCUCGAGCGGAGCGAGGACCGCUUCGCGACGGUGGCGGAGUGGUAUGGCCGGGGCGUCAUGAAUGUGCAGCAGAAUCUGGAAUAA
This is a messenger RNA of Diaporthe citri, 2922 nucleotides long. RefSeq lists its product as uncharacterized. Gene Ontology annotation, biological process: intracellular protein transport; endosome organization; vesicle-mediated transport. The transcript is spliced from 5 exons. NCBI's taxonomy places the organism in Eukaryota, Fungi, Ascomycota, Sordariomycetes, Diaporthales, Diaporthaceae. The record is from RefSeq and is a predicted model, not a curated record. Gene Ontology annotation, cellular component: endosome; HOPS complex. The coding region runs from base 1 to 2922 and encodes 973 amino acids. Gene Ontology annotation, molecular function: protein binding; protein-macromolecule adaptor activity.